ACGAAAAAUCAACCCCUAGUGAUUUGUCUGUCAUUUCGAUUUUCCUGUGCUCCUAUUAAAAAAAAUAAAAUAUAAAAAUUUUCACUUUUAUUUUUCAUGGAAAAACUUGAUAACAAAACUUUACAAUAAAAUACAAAAUUAAUUUCCCAAUUUACCAACAUAAAAAAACCAACACUCUAACUAGUGCUCGGAACUAGCCCCCCCAAAAUAUAGUUCACACCACAAAAAAAACUUUAUGUUUGCGUUUUGUGUGUUUUGGGUGAAAAAUUUAUAUUAUUAAAUGUAUAAGAGCGCAUGCAAUGCAGCGACAACGGGCUCGUGCGCUGAGCCCGAUCACGACCACCAACGUGAAUCGGCUCUCAUAUCGCAAGAGCCCCCCACAGCACCAAUCGAGCCCGAUUACAGUGGCUUCGAUAUAGUCAAGGCAACACAAUACGGUGCUAUUGCCCGUGUCAAAGAACUCGUCGAAGCUGGUUGGGAUGUCAACCAGCCCGACAGUGAGACUGUCACACUUUUACAUUGGGCAUCGAUAAACAAUCGUCGCGAUAUAAUUAAGUACUUCCUAGAAAAGGGUGCUAAAGUCGAUGCCAUUGGCGGAGAACUUAAUGCAACACCUUUGCACUGGGCCACACGCCAAGGUCAUUUGGGUGCGGUGGUUCUAUUAAUGGCCGCUGGCGCUGAUCCGAAGAUCAGAGAUGCCGAAGGUUGCUCUUGUAUUCACAUUGCAGCCCAAUUCGCUCACACUGCUUUGGUAGCGUAUUUCAUAGCCAAAGGCGUGGAUCCUGAUUCACAAGAUCGUGGCGGCAUGACUGCAUUGAUGUGGGCUGCCUGGAAGGUUUGUGCUCUGGAUCCAGUGCGUCUUCUAUUAACUCUGGGAGCGAAUCCGGCAAUAGUUGAUUAUACCCAUGGCAAUACGGCAUUGCAUUGGUCGAUCUUGGCACGCAAUAGCACUGCCAUUAGUACGUUAAUAUUGAAAGGGAAGAGUAGUUUGGAUGCACCUAAUUUGCGAGGUGACACUCCACUCUCGAUGUUAGAUUCUCAAACUGGCGCAAUAUGGAUUAGUCAGAAAGUAAUGGAACGUGUUCGUGAAUCGUCACAAGCAGUAUUGCGUCGCAGUUUGAUAUCCCGCCUAAAAAAUGACAAACGUCUGCGAUGGUGGACAAUGGCAGCAUCGCCUUUCCUCGCUUUUUAUUUAGCUGGAAUUGUAUUUGCGGCAAAUACUCUAUUUAUUAUUAAGUUCUUCCUGUUGGGUUGUUUGUAUGCAACUUUUCAUUCGAUUGGCAAGGCUCUGUUUGAUGAUCAUUUGAUGGCGUUGUUGCCGUUGAGUGUUUACUUGGCUACGAAACUAUGGUUUUAUGUAACUUGGUUGACUUAUAUUGUGGAUGCGGUAUCGACAACGGCAACACUUGGAUUUUUGUUCUGCUCGGGAUUGUUAUGGGUGUGUUUUUUGAAGUCGUGGAAGGGUGAUCCGGGAGUUAUUAAACCAACACAAGAACAACGAUUUAGGACCAUUGUAGAGCUUUCCGAACGUGGUGGAAUUGGUUUUGAACCAUCUUCCUUUUGCUCGGCUUGUUUAGUCAGAAGACCAAUUCGCUCCAAGCAUUGUAGCGUGUGUGAUCGAUGUGUUGCUCGUUUCGACCAUCACUGUCCAUGGGUGGGCAAUUGCAUUGGCCUAAAUAAUCACACCUACUUUAUGGGAUUCCUAUGGUGCUUGUUAAUAAUGUGCGGUUGGAUGUUAUACGGUGGAGCUAAUUUUUAUGUUAACGAAUGUCACGUUUCUCUAAAUAACGAUUUCCUCGAAAGUUUAAAUGACAUUGGCAAUUGCAAUGCAUGGGUCGGUUGGGUAAUGGCAAAUGCUUUGCUUCAUAUGUCCUGGGUGAUUCUAUUGACAGUUUGUCAAACCUAUCAAGUUAUUUGCCUUGGCAUGACCACCAAUGAACGAAUGAAUCGUGGCAGAUAUCGUCAUUUCCAAGAAAAGGGUGGCAAAAGUCCCUUCACUCGUGGACCGUUCCAUAAUUUAAUUGACUUUAUUGGUUGCUCUUGCUUUGGACUCUUCCAGCCACAAAAAAUCGAUUGGAUGCAAUUUUUCGAAUUCGAAAAGGGCAUCGAACACGAACCAUUGCUGUGCGGUGGUGGUGCAACAGAAAGUAACUAUCAGUAUGUGUAAAACUUAUUAUAAACUCAUGAAAACGGUUUAAAAGACAUUGACAUUUAAAUUGCUACUUGUCAAGGACAAAGGAGACGUUGCACUCUCAGUGUAAGAACUAAGGUAAAAGGUAUUUUAAAAUUAAAAUAUUAUAAAUAACAAUAUAAAAUAAUAAAUUAAAAAAAGUAAAAACAAACAAAACAAAAACAACAACAUCAAAAAAUGUUAAUAACAUCCAUUUUUAUUAUUCAGUUUAGAGUUUCGAGUCUUCGUAAUACAAAAAAAAAAACAAACAAACAAACUUAUGUUGCAUUUGUUAUAAAACGUAAUAAUUCAGGUGUCUAUAAUCAUUCUCAAAUAUUUUAUUUAUAUUUCUUCCAUUUUUAUUAAUUUGCUAAAUACUGUUUCCCUCUUUUGUUAUAUGUGUAGCAAUGUAGCAUCAUAUCAUUUGUAAAGUACCUAUAUACAAUUUAUUAUUAUCUUUUUGUAUGAUUAACCCCAGCGAUUUUUAGUUUUUUUUCUUUAUUCUUUUUUCAAUUUCUUUUUAAGUGUGAAAAAGAAAUAUUUAAAUUUACAUUUACACUCAUUAAAAUAUCGUAAACAAAUAACAAAAAUCGAUUUCAUUUGAUUGUAAAUAUCUUAAAAAAAAAAAAAAACAAAAAGAAAAACAAAACCCCUAUUGUACAAAGAAGUGAUUUUUUUAAAUUUUCGUUU
Molecule: messenger RNA, 2860 nt
Organism: Episyrphus balteatus (marmalade hoverfly)
Lineage: Eukaryota; Metazoa; Arthropoda; Insecta; Diptera; Syrphidae
Gene: Hip14
Product: palmitoyltransferase Hip14
Exons: 3
Coding region: 281-2167 (628 amino acids)
Biological process (GO): protein palmitoylation
Cellular component (GO): Golgi membrane
Molecular function (GO): palmitoyltransferase activity; protein binding
Source: RefSeq, a predicted model, not a curated record